Pisolithus orientalis is the source of this 678-nucleotide messenger RNA. RefSeq names its product glutathione S-transferase C-terminal-like protein. The transcript is spliced from 4 exons. Gene Ontology annotation, cellular component: nucleus; cytoplasm. Gene Ontology annotation, biological process: translational elongation. Bases 1 to 678 code for a protein of 225 amino acids. The record is from RefSeq and is a predicted model, not a curated record. NCBI's taxonomy places the organism in Eukaryota, Fungi, Basidiomycota, Agaricomycetes, Boletales, Pisolithaceae.
AUGGCACCCAUCGGAAAACUCUACGGUCACCCUCGCCAGCCCCAAACAAAAGCUAUCCUGAGCGCAGCCACUAUCUCAGGCCUCGAGAUUGAACAGGUACCUUUCGAAUGGGGAGUCACGAACAAAUCGCCCGAGUGGAUUCAAAAGUUUCCCCUGGGCAAGAUCCCCACUUUCGAGGAUAACGAGGGGUUUAGGCUGAUUGAAGGCGUGGUGAUCGCCCGCUAUGUGAGUUCGCUCGUCCCUGAGGCCGGCCUCCUCGGUCACAACAGGAAGGAAACGGCCCAGGUGGACCAGUGGAUCCACUUCGCGGAGACGGAAAUCUUAAUCCCAGCAAGUUUCAUAUACGGCGGUAUUGUUGCGAAGUUUUUCCUGGGAUAUAACGAUGAGCAACAUAAAUUCUAUCAGGAGCGCCUUGAACGUUCCCUCAAAUUCCUGGAAGGCUACCUGGCUUCGCGUUCUUCUGGCCUGCUUGUGAAAGACAUCUUGACACUCGGAGAUAUCGUCCUUGCCACGGCCGUGGAACGUGCAGGCCAGACGAUCUGCGGGAUCAAGGAGCGCGAACAGGUGUACACUCACACCUUCGCUCAUUUCGCAAAAGUCACAAACGACGAGAGAAUCAAGCACCUAUUCGGAGAGCCUGGAUUCGUCGACAAACCUCUUGUCUUCAAGGGGGAUUGA